This is a messenger RNA of Aureobasidium namibiae CBS 147.97, 813 nucleotides long. RefSeq lists its product as uncharacterized. The record is from RefSeq and is a predicted model, not a curated record. Bases 1 to 813 code for a protein of 270 amino acids. The transcript has a single exon. NCBI's taxonomy places the organism in Eukaryota, Fungi, Ascomycota, Dothideomycetes, Dothideales, Saccotheciaceae. Gene Ontology annotation, molecular function: protein binding.
AUGACUACCUCACACCUUGCUUCUGAUUCUCUGGUCAGCCUCCCCUCAGAGGUGCUAUUGACCAUCUUUGGAGCUCAAGACAGCUUCAGGGACAUGUCUUCGUUGUUCAGAACAUGCAAGAGUCUCUAUGCUCUUUGGCAGACUCACACUUCAUCCAUGAGCAAGUCUCUGCUCAUCCACCAGACCCCUUGCUACGAGGAGGUGGUACCCCUCACAGCGGCCUACGAAGCAACAAAGCUCACCACUAGACUUCGAUACAAAAUUGUGCUCGUGGAUACACUUCAAGGGGAGAAGCUCGAACGAACAUUAAACAGCAUCUCUCUAUGCCGACAAAUCUCAGGGCAAGCAAGAUAUCUAUGCGACAUCAUCGAAAGCCGCUAUCUCCAACAAAAAUACAACUGCCACGAUGCGAGAUGUCGAGCCCGUCCAUCAAAACUCCCACAACAAGAACGAGACAAUGUCACCCGAGCACACCAUUUCAUCAAGUUGUACACAAUCACCCAUGCGAAUCAACGACUUGCAGGACUACAUGAAGCCUGCAAGAUCAAACUGGAAGCAAUGAGUGAUGCGAACAAGCACUUUUUGUUCCAGCUCUCGAGGAUUAUGCAUGAUUAUGCUUUGCCUUGGGAUAAGAUGAGACUGGACCUGUGUUCGUACUCGCUGCCUCCUGUUGCCGUUGAGGACGACAUCGGUUGUAAGGUUACUUGGGCGGACAAGUUUACGGCACUUCAGGAGGCUACACGUGUGCAAAUUGAGACUUGUGGGGACUGUAUUUAUGAUGAUACAGCACGGUUUAGCAGGAUUGGCCAGUAG